Messenger RNA from Aspergillus brunneoviolaceus CBS 621.78, 1151 nucleotides. RefSeq names its product class I SAM-dependent methyltransferase. The transcript has 2 exons. NCBI's taxonomy places the organism in Eukaryota, Fungi, Ascomycota, Eurotiomycetes, Eurotiales, Aspergillaceae. Bases 1 to 840 code for a protein of 279 amino acids. The record is from RefSeq and is a predicted model, not a curated record.
AUGACCCCAACCCUCUCCGCAGGCAACCCCUCAGUCUGGUACCGUCCCGACUACGGCGCCCGCCUCAAGCCCUCGACACGAUUCGUCUACAACAGCUGGAGCGAGAUCCCGGACGAGGAACUCCCCUCCCACCUCCACAACAUCCGCAACCGCGCCUGGCCGCUAGGCAACUACCCCUGCAUAGGGAUGUGGAUCUUCCUCCUGCCAGGACUAGCCGGCUUCCCCGAAUUCGAGACCCUCGUCGCGCGCGCGCGCCGCUUACCGGACGAAUCAUCCGUAAUCCUCGACCUCGGCACAGGACUAGGCCAGGACCUCCGCCUGCUGGCUGCCCACGGCGUCCCGACCACGCGCAUGGUUGCCCUCGACCGCGAGCCCCGCCUCUGGCAGCUGGGGUACGAGCUGUUCCGCGACGAGGAUCGCAUGCAGGCGCGGUUCAUCGAGGGGGACUUCCACAGCAUGCCGGACGCGGCGCUGGCCCCCGUGCAAGGGAACGUCGAUCUGGUGAUCGCGGCGCAGUUCCUGCAUCUGUUCAGCCGGGCGGGCCAGCGGGCGGCCUGUCGGCGGAUCGUCGCGCUCUCGAGGCCCGGCACCACGGUCGUCGGGUUUCAGCAGGGGCGGCGGAGGCCCGUCGAGUAUGUUCGGCCGUGGGGGGUGACGUUCUAUCAGAAUCGCGAGUCUUUCGUGAAGAUGUGGGAGGCGGUGCAGGCGGAGACGGGGACACGGUGGGAGGUGGUGGUUCGGGAGGUCGAGUUGGAGGAGUGGGGGAUGGAGGAGGAGGAUGUCGCGUGGAUGGAGGGGGUGAGGGUGGGGAUUGAGUUUGUGAUUACUCGGGUGGCGUAGGGGUUGACUUUGAGAUGCCGUGUGCUGGGCUGGGCUGGGUCGAAGAUUUUUCGGUGUGGUGUAGUUGGAUAGAGGGGUGCUGAAUAUUGGUAUGAUUAAUGAGGUACGAUUUUUAUGAGACUUGUCGGGUUUGGAGGGUGGUAUUAUGGUGCUGGGAUGUAUCGGCUGCAACGUACGGACUGUGAUGCUCCUUCCUCCUUUUUCUGACUAGGGGUUGCUUGUCACAUCUUCAUGUCUGGCUAAUCACCUUGGUGGCUUGUCUACAAUCAACAGACUCGGUGAUCUUCCUCUGGGGCAUGAAGAGAUCUGAC